GUUGCAUGGAAAAGCAUUGCAGAUGCAGCCCAACUUCAUAACGAGCAUCAUUCUGAACAGAUUGAAUCGAACAGAUUACCCGCAAUCUUGAUUGGCAACUAGCAAUUUUGGCAGCAAUUCCGAUCCCAAAGUAUCAUCUUAUCAGUCGUUGUCUUCCGUUGGAUUCAGAGCAUCAACUACAGACAUCAAGCUUAGGACCAAUCUCGGAAGCUCCCAAAACCAAAACCCACCCAGACGCCCCACCACUUCCGGCGACGUCGUCCUGGACGGUGCCGCUUGGUGGAGGCCAUGCGUCGCCGGAAGCCAAUCGAAGGCUUCCUUCUGUGUGGUCUCUUCUUCUGGACGCUGCUGGUGCAUCUCAUAUCCACAUGUUUGGCCAUCCAGCUCGAGGAACGGAUGGAGAUUGUCCGGAAAGUGCUCAAGGAAGUGCCUUUGAUCGAUGGUCACAACGACCUGCCGUGGAACAUCCGGAAGUUCCUCAAGAACCAGCUGCGGGAGUUUCGCUUCGGCGAGGAUCUGCGCUUUAUUACGCCGUGGUCAACGAGCGCCUGGAGCCACACGGAUCUGCGGCGGCUGAAGGAGGGCAUGGUUUCGGCACAGUUCUGGUCAGCUUAUGCGCCCUGCUCAUCACAGCACCUGGACGCGGUGCAAUUAACCUUAGAACAGAUAGACUUAAUACGCAGAUUAGUGAAUCUUUAUCCGCAGCACAUGGCCCUGGUGACGACGGCAGACGGCAUCGAGGAAAGUCAUCGAGCUGGGAAGCUGGCCAGUCUGAUCGGCAUCGAGGGUGGCCAUUCGAUAGGGACCAGUUUGGGGGUGCUGCGGACCUUCUACCAGCUGGGGGCCCGGUAUCUGACCCUAACGCACACCUGCAACACUCCGUGGGCCGAUUGUUGCAAAGUUGAUGAACCGGGCCGGGUUCCUCACAUAGGGGGCCUAUCGCACUUCGGAACCCUGGUGGUGACGGAAAUGAACCGGCUCGGGAUGAUCGUGGAUUUGUCCCACGUUUCGGUGCCGACCAUGUUGGAUGCGCUGGCCACUUCCAAGGCACCGGUCAUCUUCUCCCACUCCUCGGCACAUGCAAUCUGCAACAGCUCCCGCAAUGUGCCGGACCAUGUGCUGAAGCGAUUGUCGGCAAAUGGUGGCCUGGUGAUGGUUGCAUUCUAUCCACAUUUCGUUAGUUGUGGCGAGAAGGCAACCCUGAAGGAUGUUGUCGCUCACAUCAAUCAUAUCCGGGAUGUGGCAGGAGUGGACCACGUCGGAAUCGGAGCCGGAUACGAUGGCGUUAAUCUGGUCCCGCAAGGUUUGGAGGACGUUUCCCGCUAUCCGUACCUGCUGGCCGAGCUGCUCGAAUCGGAGAAAUGGACCGAGGACGAUAUCGCCAAGCUGGCGGGGAGAAAUUUAAUUAGAGUUUUUAAACAAGUCGAACAGGUACGCGACCAGUUGGAGGCCCAGGGCAUGCUCCCGAUUGACCAAUCCAUCCCACCGGAGGACAUCCUGGGGAGAUCUUACUGUCGCUACUCGGGACCAAGAACGUGACGCAAACGGAGCUUCCCGGCGCCCUUCACGGACGUGUUUUUCACCACGGCAGUUGCCAGAACUGUCACGGCCAUCACCACGAGCACAGAACAGCAACAAUUAGAACCAAAGCACAUUGCAGGUGUCUUCGGGACAGGUGAUAGUUAAGCUUAAAAAUUCUUGGAGCGGUAAGCCAUCGAAAUAAAAAUUAGAAAAGGGUGUGGGAGAAAUUUUACCAUCUGCACAAUUUGUACACUUCCACAAAAUGAAUCUCAACACACGUCAUUAAAAGUAGAUUAUCAAAUUUAAACGGAACGAUCCCCAAAGAUCUCGAGAAAGAAAAGUACCAUACGGAUUCGGUAGAACGGAGAAACCAAAAAGUCUAGAUAAUUAAAAAGAGUUAGCAUAUCACACAGCUUGAUCGUAACGAUCUAUUUACGGUCGAACGGAGAGGUAUUACUACAAAUUUUAUUUUAUUUCUUAUAUUUACCGAGUAAUUACUCAUGAGAGUAAGUAUUUUCUUGAUAUUAAAAAUUUUCAUCUCCGCACACGUAUAUAUUUUUUUACCGAACAAUAACUGAACUUUCACUCAAAACAAACAGCAAGGCAAAAAGCAAAUUUACAGGAAUCCGACGAAUGCAUGCAAAAUGCGGAGCGUGUUUAAAAAAACGAAAAUAAAUUCUAAAUUUAAACUGUUUUAGGCUUAAUUGUAAAAACGAAAAUAACGAUACAAAUUGAUUAGAAAAACCAAAAUCACAAACAUAAAUCUUAACAAUAGAUGUGUAGAGUUUAUCAAAAUGUUACAUACUAUCCCACAAAAAAAAGAAACAAAAUCAAAAAUCGUUGAAAAAUAAUCAAUCACGAAAAAUACAUGUGCAAAAAAUGAAAAACCGAUCGUGAUCCGAACUCAAAAAACGUGUCAGGAUUUUUAAGUGAUAGUUCCGAAAAAUAAAAUUAAAAAAUAAACUUAAACCAUCAGCAAACGGAAAAACCAAAGUGUAAAUAGAACUGUCGUUCCCCCCUGCCAUAGUUUUAAGUUAACACCGGUACUGGUAAGAAGGAAAAAUUGCUUGGAAAAUUUUAUCCUUCACAAGUUUGCAGAAAACAGAUCAUCGCAUUCAUUACUGAAUACAAACACAACUCGACAGAAUAUAAACGUAACAAUCAACAAACAUUGAAAAAACACUGUGCCACAGUUUGAAUAGUAAGAAUUGAUAUGGAGAGAAUGCGCCCGAUGUUUGGUUCAUUGUUUUUUUUUCGUUUGUUCAAAUAGACAUCUAUUUAUUUAAAAAACUUUUUAAUCUGUUUUUUUUUUGUUUAAAUAAUAUGUUCAAAAUUGCCCGGGUUUUAACGUGAAAGGUUUUAUCCACACGACCGCAAAGUUGAGUCAGAAUUUCUAAAACCGGUAUUAUGUCAAUGAAUAUCUUUUUAAAAAUUACUAGGUAUAUUUUUUUAUAUAAUUUUUUAUAGAGGUUCAACAAUUCAUAUGAAGCAAAAAAAAAAACAUAGUUAUUCCAAUUUGAUUGCUCAGUUGCGUUUGCAGUGAAAAUGUUUUCAGCAUUUUCACCUCAACUGGAAUAUUUCGCAACGCUUAAAAUAGAAUCAUGACCCUUAUCCUCAAUCUUGUACCUCCAGAUGCUCAAUCACAAUCCUGGGUCCUGAUCUUAAGGGAGGAGUAGGGUUUAAAGAAGAAAUUAUAAAAAUAAAUUAUAGGCCUUUAUCUCCUCUUAUCUAAUACUGCAGCAGAGCAGAGCAGAAACUUCAAACGCGUUUUUCUCGGAAGCACAUUUUUAAAGUUAGUGGACAUCGUCACUUGAAAACUACUUCACCGAUUCUUUUCAAAUUUGGCACAUAUUUUCUACAUAUCAAAUACCAAACCCCAACGAUUUUCUUUUUUUUUACUUUGGAGAGAUUUUACAGAUAAAAAAUGGCGGAUUUUUUUCGUGAAAAAUCGUAGUUUUUACUUCAAACAGCCAAAAAAAUUUCAUAAAAAAUUUUUUAAGUUAAAUAAAUUCGUUGGGAUCCAGAAAACAUCAAUUAAAAAUAUGUUGCUCUGAUUUUUUUUACUUCAGAUGAUUCUGUGCUGAGAUACAGUGUCCACCGCAAAUCCUGUUUUCUAAAAGGCAUCCUCGAAAGUGCUCCAUUUUUCAAUAUUUUUCUACGAAAAAAUUACUAAAUGUUGUUUUAACAAUGCUUUGUAUAAUGCAAAAAAAUUGAAUACAUUUUUUUGAACGAUAGCUCAAAAAAAAAUUCGUGAAAAUGGUGUUUUUUUUACCCGUUAGACUAUACUCCCCUCUUAAUAAGCAUCUUUUAUUCCAAUCCUCAUCAUGAUCCUUAGUUGUGAUUCCUGAUAGUGAAUACAGGACUAAGAUCCGGAUCUUGACUCAUAAUUGUAGUCUGCGAUCCUGACUGACCCGAACCGUGAAUCCAAAUGACUACCCCCGUUCCUUAUCCUGAUUCAGGACCCUGGAUCCCAUUACUUUUGAAAGUUUAACCUUUUACAACAGACCCACUAAACAAGGCACCUCUUUCUACA
Molecule: messenger RNA, 4054 nt
Organism: Uranotaenia lowii
Lineage: Eukaryota; Metazoa; Arthropoda; Insecta; Diptera; Culicidae
Product: dipeptidase 1
Exons: 8
Coding region: 289-1539 (416 amino acids)
Biological process (GO): proteolysis
Molecular function (GO): metallodipeptidase activity
Source: RefSeq, a predicted model, not a curated record